UUGGGGCUCAGGUAAGAGGGCCCAGCCAGGGUGCAGAGCUGACACACCCUGGGGGACUCGGAAGAAGCAGGACCGAGAGGCCAUGGAGACAAAGAGGAGAUGCAGCCCGGGGUUCCUCACAGCAACCGUCCUGCUCUUGUCCUUGCUUGGGCCAGGUGCCUUAGCUCUUAAAUGCUACAGCUGCAUUCAGAAGGCCGAUGAAGGAUGCUCCCCAGAGAAGAUGAAGGUGGUGACGUGCCCUGCAGACCUAGGAGUCUGCACGGAGACUGUGGGAGCUGUGGAGACCAUUCAUGGGCAGUUCUCACUGGCCAUCCGAGGCUGCGGAUCAGGCCUAGCAGGGAAGAAUGACCGAGGACUGGACCUGCAUGGGGUCCUGGCCUUCCUCCAGCUGCAGCAGUGCGAUAAGGACCUGUGUAAUGCCCAGCUCAACCUUACCUCACACCCCUUGAACCCCAGUGGGAAUGAGAGUGCCCACGAGCCCAAUGGCGUCCAGUGCUACAGCUGUGUGGGGCUGAGCCGAGAGGCCUGCACAGGCAAGAAGCCCCCCCUGGCCCAGUGCUACAAUGCAGGUGACCGGGUACACAAGGGUUGCUUCGAUGGAAAUGUCACUCUGAGCGCAGCCAAUAUGACAGUGUCAAUGCCCGUCCGGGGUUGCGUGCAGGAUGAGGAGUGCACCAGAGACGGGGUGACAGGCCCCGGCUUCUCCCUCAGCGGCUCCUGCUGCAGCGGCUCCCGCUGCAACUCUGACCUCCGGAACAAGACCUACUUUGCCCCCGGGAUCCCACCCCUGGUGGUGCUGCCCGUGCCACGGUCCACAGCUACCUCCGGCCCCAACUCGACAGUGACAAAGACCCCGGCAUCUACUCCACGCACCUCAGCCUCCUCAAGCCCGACUCCGGCCCCCACCGAGGAGGCCACUUCUCACUCCGAGAAACCUGUGGAGACCCUCAGAGAGGAGGGAGGGGCCAGGGGCGGAGUCAUUGGUCAUAGCGAUCGAAGCAAUGUGGGGCAGAUCCCCAAUAAGGGCGGUUCCCAACAACCGACUAACGGAAGUACCAGGGCCCCGGGCCUCUCACUGGGGUUGCUCUUGGUAGCUAUUGCUGCUAGGACCCUCCUGUGAUCCCCUCCUCCCUCCUCUCUUUCUCCUCCCCUUGUGGCCCUGGGACACCCUUCCCUGAACCCAAAUUCCCUUCUGUGUCCUGGGCUGGGCUGGUCCCACCCCAAGCCAGAGUCUCUCCUUGUUCCACCCCACCAGGCUGAGCAGGUCUCAAUCAAGAAAAUAAA
Dromiciops gliroides (monito del monte) is the source of this 1284-nucleotide messenger RNA. It is a transcript of the gene LYPD3, whose product is annotated as LY6/PLAUR domain containing 3. Gene Ontology annotation, cellular component: plasma membrane. Lineage: Eukaryota; Metazoa; Chordata; Mammalia; Microbiotheria; Microbiotheriidae. The record is from RefSeq and is a predicted model, not a curated record. The transcript has 5 exons. Bases 83 to 1120 code for a protein of 345 amino acids.